Octodon degus (degu) is the source of this 1146-nucleotide messenger RNA. RefSeq names its product G protein-coupled receptor 25 (gene Gpr25). Gene Ontology annotation, molecular function: G protein-coupled receptor activity. Bases 3 to 1091 code for a protein of 362 amino acids. The transcript has a single exon. Gene Ontology annotation, cellular component: membrane. The record is from RefSeq and is a predicted model, not a curated record. NCBI's taxonomy places the organism in Eukaryota, Metazoa, Chordata, Mammalia, Rodentia, Octodontidae. Gene Ontology annotation, biological process: immune response; G protein-coupled receptor signaling pathway.
CCAUGGUCGCCACCGAGCCCUGGAGCCCGCGUCCAGGGACGGAGCUCUGGGACUACUCCGGCUCGGGCGAGCCGGGGGAGGAGUUGGAGCCGUGCCCGUCGUGGGAGCUGCCCUACAGCUACGCCUACGUCCCCGCGCUCUACCUGGCGGCCUUCGCCAUGGGGCUGCUGGGCAACGCCUUCGUGGUGUGGCUGCUGGCCGGGCGGCGAGGGCCGCGGCGGCUAGUGGACACCUUCGUGCUGCACCUGGCGGCCGCCGACCUGGGCUUCGUGCUCACGCUGCCGCUGUGGGCGGCGGCGGCGGCGCGGGGCGGCCGCUGGCCCUUCGGCGCGGGGCUCUGCAAGCUGAGCAGCUUCGCGCUGGCGGGCACGCGCUGUGCGGGCGCGCUGCUGCUGGCCGGCCUCAGCGUGGACCGCUACCUGGCCGUGGUGAAGCUGCUCGAGGCGCGGCCGCUGCGCACCCCACGCUGCGCGCUCCUCGCCUGCUGCGGCGUCUGGGCCGUGGCGCUGCUGGCUGGCCUGCCCUCCCUGCUCUUCCGCGGGCUGCGACCCUUCCCCGAGGGCUCGGGCACCCAGUGCGGCGAGGAGCCUUCCGACACCUUCCAGGCGCUCAGCCUACUGCUGCUGCUGCUGACCUUCGUGCUGCCGCUGGCCGUCACCGUCUUCUGCUACUGCCGCAUCUCGAGCCGCCUGCGCAGGCCGCCGCACGUGGGCCGGGCCCGGAGGAACUCGCUGCGCAUCAUCUUCGCCGUAGUGGGCAGCUUCGUGGGCUCCUGGCUGCCGCUCAGCGCCCUGCGGGCAGUCUUCCACCUGGCGCGCCUGAGGGCGCUGCCGCUCCCCUGCCCCCUGGUGCUGGCGCUGCGCUGGGGCCUCACGGUCGCCACCUGCCUGGCCUUCGUCCACAGCUGCGCGAACCCGCUCAUCUACCUGCUCCUGGACCGCUCCUUCCGCGCGCGGGCCUUGCACCGGGCCUGUGGCCGCGCCGGCCGCCAGCUACCCAGGAUCAGCUCAGCCUCUUCGCUCUCCAGGGACGGCAGCUCCGUGUUCUGGGGUCGCCCCCAGACCCAGAACGCUGCUUCGGCCGCCUGGUAGCUCCCCCACUAGCGGGUGGAGAGCGGUGUGGCGGGGGCGGGCAGCAGCGGAGCGA